AUGAUUCAGAGUGUCAAAGCUGCGCAGCGCCUCGAUUCCCGCGGGAAUCCGACCGUCCAGGUGGAGGUGACGACUACCCAGGGCACAUUCCGCGCUCUAGUUCCAUCCGGAGCCUCGACUGGGACUCAUGAAGCUGUCGAGCUACGAGACAAAGAUAGCUCCAAAUAUGGAGGCAAGGGCGUUACCCAAGCCGUCCACAAUGUGGAACAAGUCAUUGGCCCAGCCCUCGUUUCAAAGGGCUUUAAUCCCAAGACACAACUAAAGGACAUUGAUGCUUUCAUGAAGCAGCUCGAUGGCACGCCCAACAAGUCUCGUCUAGGUGCCAAUGCCAUACUUGGUAUCAGCAUGGCAUGUGCCAGAGCCGGUGCAGCUUCCGCAGGCGUUCCUCUUUAUGACUUCUUGCGAACUGAAGCAGGCGUGAAGAAGCCAUACGUGAUGCCCGUCCCAUUCCUCAACGUCCUAAACGGAGGCGUUCAUUCUGGAAACACCAUGGCUUUCCAGGAGAUCAUGAUCGCACCUACAGGCGCAGAGUCGUUUGAUGAGGCUAUUCGGAUUGCUUCUGAAGUUUACCACGCUCUCAAGGGCGUCAUUACAGACAAAUUCGGAGCUCCGGCAACUGGUGUCGGAGAUGAAGGUGGCUUUGCGCCCCCCAUCUCCACCCUGGAAGAGGCUCUCGAUCUUCUCACUGUGGCCAUAGACAAAGCAGGCUUCACUGGUCGUGUCAAACUGGCCUGCGACCCCGCUUCUUCUGAGUUCUUUGACGCUGGCACGGGAAAUUACGACUUGGCCUUCAAAAACAAGUCAGUUAAAGAUGUCAGGAGCUCCAAGGAGAUGCAGAAGCUCUACAAGGACAUCCUUGAUAAGUACCCCAUGGUGCUGCUCGAGGACCCCUUUGCUGAAGACGACUGGCAGAGUUGGUCAGAGUUCAACAAAGACUGUCCGGUUGAGCUUGUUGGCGAUGACCUUCUCUGCACAAACGUGGAGAGGGUCAAGAUGGCGGCCGAGAAGAAGGCGUGUAAUGCGAUGCUGCUCAAGGUGAAUCAGAUUGGCACCGUCAGCGAAGCCAUUGAGGCAGCAAACUAUGCUACUAGUCUAGGAUGGGGCGUGUUCGUGUCUCAUCGGUCGGGAGAGACGACCGACGACUUCAUCGCUGACUUGACGGUGGCACUUCGAACUGGCCACUUGAAGUCGGGUGCACCAGCGCGUGGUGAAAGAGUUGCCAAGUACAAUCGGCUUAUGGACAUUGAAGCUGAGCUGAAGGCAAGGGGGGAGGAUGUCAAUUAUGCUGGGGAAAACUUUCGAUUUGGUGGAAAAGUUGCUGGGUGA
Messenger RNA from Fusarium keratoplasticum, 1326 nucleotides. Its product is annotated as Enolase. Gene Ontology annotation, cellular component: phosphopyruvate hydratase complex. Lineage: Eukaryota; Fungi; Ascomycota; Sordariomycetes; Hypocreales; Nectriaceae. Gene Ontology annotation, biological process: glycolytic process. The record is from RefSeq and is a predicted model, not a curated record. Gene Ontology annotation, molecular function: phosphopyruvate hydratase activity; magnesium ion binding. Bases 1 to 1326 code for a protein of 441 amino acids. The transcript is spliced from 5 exons.